UAGCUCCGCACUGACAGAACCAGUCAGCCAACAUCAUUGGGACAUUCCGCACCGAAAGAGACUCAUAACUUCACCCAGGACAGGACACUAUUAGCUGCACCAUCUGAUAAGAGCUUGCGCUAGAGCGUAUCUGUGUUUAUUUUUUUACUUAGUGAAACGCUUCCAGUGUCAAUUUUGACAUUUGGCAGCCUAUUUGAACGCUGUAUGUGUUAAUUCCUCCAUUCAACCCUGGAUAUAACCGAUGRACUCACGACAUGUCGAGUUGUCUACUGGCAGUGGCACCUGAGUGGCGGUAACUUUCACGAUCCUCUCACGGUCUGCUAAUUAUUAGCCCAUACUGCCAGUGUAUACUUUGACGGCACGGAGGAGUUCACAAACCGAGGAUUACCUGUUGGAUACUUUUACUAGUGCUGUCACGGGGAAAGGUGAAACGGCAUGGCUGUGGACGCGGCCUCCAGUUUCAGUUUCUGCCGGCCUGCUGUGGAAUACAGAGCGCUGCCGGAGGACUUCAACCACCUGAGUCGACGGACGGGAGGGAACCUGACUUGGCAUGACGGGCGGGGUCAGAAAACAGCAGGGGGCCGGACAGUGAAGCUGCUCCAACAGCCUGGGACAGAGAAAUAUCAGCGCCGUUCAGGCGACUCCUAUGGAAUCUACCACACCAGCCCCACCCAGCCUAGUCUGAUCCGGCCUGUGGUGUUAUGGACUCAGCAGGACGUCUGCAGGUGGUUGAAGAAACACUGUCCUCACAACUACCUGACCUACGUAGAGGCCUUCUCUCAUCACGCCAUCACAGGCCGUGCUCUGUUGCGUCUGAAUGGAGAGAAGCUGGAGAGGAUGGGCUUGGUGCAAGAGACACUGAGGCAGGAGCUCCUACAGCAGGUGCUUCAACUGCAUAUGCAAGAGGAGGGACGAAACCUGCAGCUCCUUAGCAGAGGUGGCUCCUUUGGAAAUCUAUCGUAACAUAACAUUCCAUUUCUGACUGGGUUGUUUACAGUGAAAACUGGAAAGAUUAUAGAGCACUUCAACCAUGUACAAGCAGGGAGUCUGUACACCAGUCAGAAACUAGGACUGUAAUGUGAACCACAUGGAAACUAUUAACUCUGACGAGGACACAUGAGAUGAUCACAUGCCAUAUCCAACUCAGACAGAACCGGGGGAGAUGGAACACUCCCAAAUAUACAUACAGAACCGGGGGAGAUGGAACACUC
Salvelinus sp. IW2-2015 is the source of this 1211-nucleotide messenger RNA. RefSeq names its product sterile alpha motif domain-containing protein 10-like. NCBI's taxonomy places the organism in Eukaryota, Metazoa, Chordata, Actinopteri, Salmoniformes, Salmonidae. Gene Ontology annotation, molecular function: protein binding. Gene Ontology annotation, biological process: cell surface receptor protein tyrosine kinase signaling pathway. Gene Ontology annotation, cellular component: cytoplasmic side of plasma membrane. The record is from RefSeq and is a predicted model, not a curated record.